UCAUGAUCAAAAGUUAAUCAUUUUAAUUUUUCUUGUAACUUAAUGACACUCAUGUUAUGAGUCCUGAAACUUUAAUAGUUACGGAACUAAAUAUGCAAGUGAGUGAAGUUAGAGAACUUAAAUGGGCACAACAAAAAAAUUAUGAAUAAUUUACAAUAUUCCCAAAACAAUAUAAACAUAAUAGGCAAAUAAAGUCAAUUUUGACUAUGAAGCAAACUGUUGUUUUACAACUAAAUUUAGAGCAAAUAAAGUAGAUGUGUACUUCAAGGUAACAUCAUUGGGCUCGGAGGUCACCGAAGGACCAAUGGUGGUGGCGGUCACUUACCCUCCCACAGCGUUGACCUCCACCGUCACCAUCAGAUCACAACUCACAAGUGGUCUAGCUUUCCUAGUGCCUCCUCCCAAUGCUCUCCCAUUCCUUCAUCGCCGCCGGCUUCAACUGCUCUUUUGUCCUCAACUCUUGCUCCUCUGACAUUGUCAUCUACGACAAUUUCCAACUUUGGGUCUUCUUGGCCGCCACAUCACAAACCAUUCCUGCAGUUUUGUUCCUCAUCAGUAGAUCAACCAUGCAUGUACUCUUACUUCUGCCAUACUGGAAUACCACACAUGCCUACAAGGACGACACCUUGACACUAUUCCCUUUCCUGAAGAUCAAUGUGACAAAGCACAAGAUUGGGAGCCUCAAGAUUCCGUGGGAGUUAGAUUUGUUCUUCAAAGGGGAUGAUAGGUCUUGCAAGGUUAUUUCAGUCAACAGAUCCGACGAGAUUGAUGGGUACCAUCAGAUGUGGGUAAUCUCCAACGCAACCGCAAGAGGGAGAUUGCGUCGACUCGUCCUAAUUCACGCAAAGGCAAAGGUAAAGCGCGGGCCGAGUCUUCUUUUCAAAGUCGAGAUGAUUUUGAAACGGAUUACCA
Molecule: messenger RNA, 912 nt
Organism: Cuscuta epithymum
Lineage: Eukaryota; Viridiplantae; Streptophyta; Magnoliopsida; Solanales; Convolvulaceae
Source: the annotation of a GenBank genome assembly